Molecule: messenger RNA, 6706 nt
Organism: Apus apus (common swift)
Lineage: Eukaryota; Metazoa; Chordata; Aves; Apodiformes; Apodidae
Gene: ZC2HC1A
Product: zinc finger C2HC-type containing 1A
Exons: 9
Coding region: 58-1023 (321 amino acids)
Source: RefSeq, a predicted model, not a curated record
GUGGCGGCGUUGCCCCAGCAGCAGCAGGGCCGGCGGCGGCGGCAGCGGGGCCGCGCCAUGGAGGGGCUGGAAGGUGAGGUUACAGUGCAAACUAGAGAUCUGCUGCCAUGUAAGAUUUGUGGAAGGACUUUCUUUCCAGCAGCACUGAAAAAGCAUGGACCCAUUUGCCAAAAAACUUCUGCCAAGAAAAGGAAGGUAUUUGAUUCCAGCCGACAGAGAGCAGAAGGAACUGACAUUCCCACAGUAAAGCCUCUAAAGCCACGGCCAGAACCACCCAAAAAACCUUCCAACUGGAAACGAAAACACGAGGAAUUUAUAGCAACUAUACGAGCAGCCAAAGGACUUAAUCUUAAAGAUGGUGGAAAACUGCCUCCUCCACCUCCACCAUCGUAUGACCCUGAUUACAUUCAGUGUCCAUACUGUCAAAGAAGAUUUAAUGAAAAUGCUGCUGACAGACACAUCAAUUUCUGUAAGGAACAAGCAGCACGAAUUACUAAUAAGGGGAAAUUGGCAGCUGACACCAAAGGGAAGCUUCCUACUAGACCACAGUACAAACCUGCUGCAGUUAAGAAGAUGCCUUCUGUAGGAUCAGCAGCACCAUCAUCAUCACGAUUACCACAGCCAAGUGCUGUUAGCAAAACUGUUGGUGCUUCUUCAAGUAAAGCACUAGCUUCAUCUGGAUCCAGUGGGAGCAAAAUUCAGACAUUAUCACCAGCUCAUAAAAACUCAUUGGGAAUGGUGAACCCACAAGCAGGAGGCGCAACAAAAACACGGACAUCAACCCCUCCUAGUGUGGCAAGAACCAUGAGCUCAGGUGCUCUACCAAACAAAAGAAAAACUAGCAAUUCAGACUCAAGGUCUGAUGGUAAAAUUGGAUAUGACAGUGGAGACUGCCCGUCCUCAGUCAAUGGAGGAAAUUCAUCUGUACAGUUAUCAAAGUUCUGUCAUGAAUGUGGAACAAGGUAUCCAGUGGAAUGGGCGAAGUUUUGCUGUGAGUGUGGAAUUCGAAGAAUGGUUGUAUGAACCAUUUGCUUAAAAGCAAAAAGAAAAUGAGAAGUCAGAAGCAUCUGCUAUGUACUGCUGCAUGAGAAGCUAGAGGACUCCUUCCAAUUAAACUUCAUGCUGCAAACAUCCUGAAACAUCUUAUUGUAAUUUUCUGAGUGCAAUCUUGUGGUUACACAGUUAUUUAUAAACAAAUAUAUAUACUAUAUAUAAAAAUAGCAGGUACUUCAAACUGUGCCGUUCAAGGAAAUACUCUAAACUCUGUUGGAAAUAUUUAAAAUUAGGCUUAAAAAAAUGUUAAGUAACUUAGCACAAGUGGUACAUUGUUAUUUUUCUCAUAAAUCCUACUAGAGAAAGGAUUAUUUAAAUCACUUAUGUAGGAUAGUACCCAUUGGGAGCUAGCCAUUGAGAACUGGGGCUUCCAGAGUUUUUCUGUGGAGGCAUUUCCUUCAUAUGUGACAGUAACAUAAGAUGCUAUGUUUUAAGUGAAAAUAUGAGCAGGUCCUCAUCAAUUCCUAGUUUUAAGUGCAAAAAGUCUGGAUCCCUUCCAAUUCUUUAACAGUAAUAUCUUAGCUGGACUUUCCAGUUACUUCUUAGGAUUUUUUAAAGAAUCAAAAUGGAAAAACUACCUGACAAUUCUGUUCACAUUUAAGAAGAAAAGCAAGGUUUUUGUCUGUGACUUUCUACGUUCUGUUUUCCAGUAAGAACUUGUUAAUAUUUCUAUGUAUUUUUAAGGACAUAUAUGGUAUUGUCAUUUAAGUUCCUUUUGUUCAGAAGUACUUGUUUUCCUCCACUGUGCUCCACCAUGACUAGCAAAACUAAAAGUCUUGUGUUUUUUGUCUUCAAAGAUUUCCAAAGGUCCUGUUCCUUUUUUCUCUUUCACACUUCCUGAAGGACAGUCUGUUUUUACCCUAUCUAAAUGUUGAAAUCUUAUUUUGAAAACACUCUUCUUUAUGUAUUCCUUAAAAAAAAAAAAAAAGUUCCAUAAAAAUGUAUGUUACUAGAACAGUAGAACUUGAUGUAAGUAGUGACUGGUUUUUAUUCUUACUCCUGUGCAAAUAGCACAGCUCGUGGAUGAGUGCAUAAUGGAAUAACUGUGCUCUAUAGGUUUAUGUGUUAAUAUCUUACAUGGAGUUUUUUGCAAUCUUGUGUGUUCUUGUGCUCUGAGCAGCAGCCUCUUCUAGCUAGCAACAAAGUUUGCAUUAAUUUGUUGAGAAGAAGAGUCAGGCCCUGGAAUUUGUUGCAUUUUUUAUAGAAUACACAAGAUAUUAAAAGCCAAAUCACUUAACUUGUAUCUGAAUGUAGUAAUUUCUUCUGUGAAGUUUUGCUUUGAAAUACUGGCACCAUUAUAGUUAUGUGUGAAAGAAAAAUCUGAAGUAACUUAAUUGUGCCUUUCCCACAAUAAAUACACUCUUUUGUCAGAAAUGGUCGCUUUCAACUCACAAACACCAUUAGUAUAAAUUUAGAGAAUCUUUUUGUAACUUAGGCAAAAUAUAAUUUAGUGUUCCAUGGUAGUAUUAUGAUUGUAGUUUUCAUUUUCAAAACUUGUGAUUACCAGCAAUAGGACAUGAUUGAAGAAAAGCAUCUCCAAAGCCCAGUCUUGGAGGAUGAGAGAUUUAAGCGACUUGAUGUAGACAUGUUGGAGGCCACAAACAAUUGAUGCUUUAGAAUUAGAAUAAGAAUCAUAGAAUGCCAGAUUGGAAGGGACCUCAAGGAUCAUCUGGUCCAACCUUUCUAGGUAAGGCUACAGUUUAUGAGAUGGCUCAGCACCCUGCAAGCUGAGACUUAAAAUGGUGCAAUGUGGGGGAAUCUUCUGCUACCCUUGUGAGACUAUUCCAAUGUCUGACUGUCAAAUUAGUUCAACUGUGUGGAACUUUCUUACAGUUUUUAUACAAAAUUGUUUUUAGAAAUUUUCUUUUAUUCAGUGUAGUCUUGUUUUGUUAUAAUUUGUAUAAGCUGGGUACUGAGCAUGGUAGGAUGGAGAUUGGUAAUGAUAGUUAGAACUGACAAAACCUUAGUCAAAGAAUAUUCAAAGAAAAGCUUAGGUUCUGUGAUCCAUAGUUUGGCAUAUUCGUAUGUGUAAUUGGAAAAAUUGGAGUCCUGUGUCCUUUGCAUAGGUAAGCCUGCUUUAGAAAAUUUGCACUGGCCUUGAGCAAUGAAAGUGUGCAGACUGAAUUAUUGCAAGUUGAAUGUCCAUCAGCAAAGACAGCCGUCCAGAAUAGGUUUUAUCAGUUAGUGAAUCUACUGAAGAAUCUAUUCCUUUGUGGGACUUCAUGAAUUUCCAGUUCUUGUUUCUAUUGGAAAAAUGAGUUUCACCAUUUAUUGAAAAUGCUUUCUACAAAGGGAAAAUUAAGUAAGGAAAUAAAUAUUUUCCAGGUUUUCCAGGAUUGCAGUAACUUUACAAAAAACAUAUGGACUGUUUCUCCUUUGAAUUGUAGGUGGCAGGUUUCCUAGUUUUGAAUCAAUUCAUAUGCAGUUACUAUUACUUCUGCUUUUUGAGCUGUUUAUGUAACUCCUUUCUUCAAAUGAAGCAUUUAGUAUAUUACUUGAAUAACAUGUCAUUUACUUAAUUUAUGUUUACAUGAUUCAUAGCAAGGACUAGACAGGGGAUUAACCUGAACUGAAAAAAAAAUAUUUUAGAAGGAUUUCCUGGAUUUUUAAUUUGACCUUACAAGAAGUUAUAUUAAAACAUAAAUGAUCGUUGAUAGUAACAUUGGAUAAUGUCUAUUUAUUUCAAUCUACAAUAAAGGUAAGCAGACAAUGAAAAUGUAAUUGAAUAUGCAGUUUAUUACUGUAUAGUGAGACUAUCAGAGGCCUUUUCCAUUUUAUCAAGAGGUUUUGCUACUGAAUGAUAUUAGGUUUCUGAAGUCUUUGAUGUUACAGACUAUAGACUGUAUUAUUACACAGGUUAUCAGUAGAGAUUGCUGUAAUUCCAUUUCAACUGAAUGUUUGUUAGGAAGUAGUAAAUUUGCUUUCACUAUGCCGCUGCAGAACCAAAUAGGGGAAACAAGUUUGUUAUAUUUAAAGACAAAAUAAACUAGUUAAGGGAGAUGGACUCAUUAAUCUUUAGGAACAUUACAUGUGUCAGGAAGUUCCCAAAUUUAUUAAUAACCUAGGUCCAAACUUUCUUACUGUAAUCUUCCCCCCCUGCCUUUAUGCCUUGGUUUUCAUGGGAGGAAGAACCAUAGAUUCGUAUACUGAGGGAGGAAUGUUCCAAAUUGUCUUAAGAAUCAAAAUACUGAUAGUUGUGAAGAUAAAGCCCCUAGAUGAAUGAUGCAUUGCUAAUGCACUACACAGAUAAGUCUAAAUUUAGCUAGUGUUAUCUCCUGGAUGCCUUGUUGACAUACUUAAAAACCUAAAUCGCUUAAGAGUUCAUGUGUAAAACUAGGACUGCAUGAUUACUCCAUUCGCAUCUUUCUUUCCAGCACACGCGCUCGCUCUCUCUCUGUGUGUAUAUAUAUAUACACACACAGAACAUAUAUAUAUAUAGGGUGUGCACAUGAGCACGUGUAUUUUGUGAGGGCCUUGUAAGUUAUACAGAUGUAAAAAGUUGUUUUGCUAAAGCAAGGUUGAUGAAAAACAGGACUGAACGCUCCUAGAGGACUGUGAAGCCACAGGCAGUAGACUAAUGUAGUUACUGUCCAUUUAAAGUGAAAUUUAUUUAUGUGAUUUUCAUGGUUUCUGUACCAAUGUCUGACCCUAUGUCUGCCACUGUAUCUUCCUAAUGUACUUACUAAGAUUCUUCCAUUCAAUUAAAAAAAAAAAUCAAAGGUAAAAUGCCCUCUAAAGAAAUUAGUUGGCAGUUUUUGAGGUCUAUCAUUCCCAUUUUUGUGGGUGCUUGCAUUCUGCUUUUGUAUGUAUCUAGUUAAUGAGGGACCAGAAAGGAGCUGUGAGAUCAUUGGAACGAGACUGAUACAAGUGCAAUGGAAUUAUAAAAUACCAGCUUCAAUGCUAAAAAAAAGAGCAUAGCAUAAGGCUUAACCUUUAUAUGAUGUAUCUUACACAGGUUUGUAUUUAUGCAUGAUACUUGCACUGUAGGUAGUAGUUUCAGAACUGGAAUCGCUUUUAAAUAUAUGGCAACUUAAGUGUAUCGUUAUUAUAUGGAUGAUUGAACCCUCAGCCUUACACAGCACUCUGGGGAAGUGGCUAUGAGGAGGUGCUUUACCACCGUUUCAGCUUGUACCUAUGAGCUGAACAGUUAGGCAGAAGGUUUUAGAUUUGCCAAAGAGGUUGAAAUCGCCAUGGGACGCCCCGGAGCCUCUGGGCAAGGCUGAGCCCGAGCCCGGGGGUUUCGGGGCCGGGCGGGAGCCGGUGGCCGCGGGAGCUCUCCAUGGUGCUCGGGGCUCGGCAGCAGCUCCCCCGGCUCCAGGCUGCAAACUCCAAAAUGUCUUUGAAAACCUCACCCAGUCUUCAAGCAUCCUGGAAGUUCUCUGUCAUCUGAAAGAGACUAGCUCCUAAUUCGUCGUUGCAGCUGAAACUUAGUGCACACAGAGAACUGUUUCAUGAUGCGCACUUACCAAAUCAGUGAAAAGAGGUAUGACUGCAGUAGUUUAAAUGCUAAUAAACAAAGCAUGUAGCAGUGCACCCUGAUGUAGGCUAUGUAAUUAGUCUGAGUGUGAAAUGGUAUUGUUUAUAUAUUGCAAAGUUCUCAAGAAGUGGUAGUUUCUGUCACAAAUGACUUGGUCAGUUUAGAAUUUUCAUCUUUGGUGAAAUUGGUUUUAGUGGUUCUGAUGAAAAUAGUUUUAUUGCCUUUCAAGAACAGUUCAUUCCAAGUUGCAGUUUUGUUCCUGGGUUGUUUUGCUUUUUUUUUUUUUUUCAACUCACUGAGUAAGGUUUGAGUUAACUAAUUGUGUUGUUGGAAGAAAUGUUAGGUAAGAGAUUCCCUACCUGUAUUCAGGAGUUACUUGGUUGGUAUUUUCUUUCUAAUAUUCACAAUGUAAAGGAUUAUUCUUGCAUACUAUUUUGUUUGGUAGGGCUUUUUUGCUUAUAUCAUUCCAGAAUACGCAUUUUUGGAGGAUCGUACAUAGCAGCAUUUUGUUUCAUGUUGCCAGAAAACAGCCUAUUCACAUUUUCUGUAAAAAUAUAAAACAAUAAAAAUGUGUCUCUUCUUUACAAAAGUAAUGAAUAGGGAAAUAUUUCUCCAAUGUCAAUAUUAGCUUUUGAGUCAGCAAAUGAAAUACUCAGUUUAAUAUAGCUGAAUAUUGAACUUAAAUUCUACAUAGGAGUGCAUGGAUUACCAUAGUUCUAUAUUUGGUUUUGGAUUUCUAGCAGAAGUGUGAAUGGAUUGGGGUCCGACCUGUAAAGUGCUGAGUAUUCUAUGACUGUUACAAUACCAACUUUAUAUGAUUGCUCUAAAUCUUCGUGUUCAUCCUUCAUAUGAUACUUAGUAUGUAUCUUCAUAAUUUUAUUUAUUGAUGUUCCAUGUUUUUAAAGCUAGUGUUCAUUCAUGCAUUUGAGGUGAUUAAUUUUGUCAGCAUUGCAUUGAUUAAGUUUUGCCUUGCCCCUCAGUACAUUGAGUAUUUGUUUGUGAACAUCCUGUGGGGUUUUUUUUGCAGAAUUCUUAGGUUUGUUUGCAUCUUAUUUGGUAUACGUUUAUUUUAAACUGUCAGUUCUGUUUUAAUAAAUGUAAAUCACCACCUAAUGCUUAUUUGCCACUUGUUAUCCAUAAAGCAAAUAUGCCAAUAAAACUUUCCAUGAUGCACAA